AUGGCUUCAAAAUCACUGCCCGCCCGUGGAGGCCCUGACAGCAAGACCGUUGCUAUCGGUGCUCCUAACCAGACACUUUAUUGCAUGAAUUUGCCCGAUAAGAAGAUUGCGAAAAAUGACCUACGAACAUCACUCUACGCCCUGUUCUCCACAUACGGCACCGUCCUUGACGUUGUGGCAAUGAAGACCCAGAAAAUGCGAGGCCAGGCUCACAUUGUGUUCAAGGAUGUCCAAGCUAGCACGCAGGCACUGCGAGCUUUACAGGGAUUCGAAUUCUUUGGAAAACAAAUGAAAAUCGUUUACGCCAAAGGCUCCUCACAUGUCAUUGCCAAACUGCGCGGCACAUAUGUUCCUCCAGUUGACGCAGCGGCUCCAGUUUCGACAGACCUGCAGAAGUCCAUCUUCGGUGGUCCUCCCGGUGUCCUCCCCACACGACCCACAACCGAUGCCAGUGGAGAGGGUCACGGUGUGAAGCGAGCACGCGAAGAAGAAAGUGAUGAUGAGGAAGCGCCCAUGGACGAAGAUAGCGAUGUGCCUAUGGAAGCUUCCUCGGACGAAGAAGAUUAA
Molecule: messenger RNA, 567 nt
Organism: Penicillium paradoxum
Lineage: Eukaryota; Fungi; Ascomycota; Eurotiomycetes; Eurotiales; Aspergillaceae
Product: U2 snRNP complex subunit MSL1
Exons: 3
Coding region: 1-567 (188 amino acids)
Biological process (GO): mRNA splicing, via spliceosome
Cellular component (GO): U12-type spliceosomal complex
Molecular function (GO): U12 snRNA binding; pre-mRNA intronic binding
Source: RefSeq, a predicted model, not a curated record